Messenger RNA from Hansenula ciferrii, 468 nucleotides. It is a transcript of the gene VMA3, whose product is annotated as H(+)-transporting V0 sector ATPase subunit c. Gene Ontology annotation, molecular function: proton-transporting ATPase activity, rotational mechanism. Gene Ontology annotation, biological process: proton transmembrane transport. Bases 1 to 468 code for a protein of 155 amino acids. Gene Ontology annotation, cellular component: proton-transporting V-type ATPase, V0 domain. Lineage: Eukaryota; Fungi; Ascomycota; Saccharomycetes; Phaffomycetales; Wickerhamomycetaceae. The record is from RefSeq and is a predicted model, not a curated record. The transcript is spliced from 2 exons.
AUGAAAGUCGUUCGAAAACAUAAUACACCUAGUUGUGCUGCAGCCAUUGUCUUCACAUGUUUUGGUGCUGCUUAUGGUACUGCUAAAUCAGGUGUUGGUAUUUGUGCCACUUCUGUUUUAAGACCAGAUUUAUUAGUUAAAAACAUUGUUCCAGUUAUUAUGGCUGGUAUUAUUGCCAUUUAUGGUUUAGUUGUUUCAGUUUUAGUCUCUGAUUCUUUAAAACAACAACAAGCUUUAUACACUGGUUUUAUUCAAUUGGGUGCUGGUUUAUCCGUUGGUUUAUCAGGUUUAGCUGCUGGUUUUGCCAUUGGUAUUGUUGGUGAUGCUGGUGUUCGUGGUACUGCUCAACAACCAAGAUUAUUCGUUGGUAUGAUUUUAAUUUUAAUUUUCGCUGAAGUUUUAGGUUUAUAUGGUUUAAUUGUUGCCUUAUUAUUAAACUCUCGUGCUACUCAAGAUGUUAUCUGUUAA